GAGACUGGGAUUGAGUCCGAUGAUGAUAGGGGUGCGGGAAACGUGUGAACGAGCAAGCGUCGGCAAAAUGGAUUCACAGGGAAGAGUAGUUAUUGAAAUUAAGAAUAUUCAUUGGAUCAAUUUCAAGACAAAUAAUCCAAGUCAGACUGGCUGCUGCUGAACAAAUUUUUAAUGAAGGAAAACAUCCAUAUAUUGAAAUCAGACUUUAAGAAGGAAGUCCUAAAAAUAUAUUUAUACAGUGAAAUCUAGAAAAAUAAUCUAGGGAGGACACUACGCUUGCCGCUUCACCACUUUAAUAUCUUAGUUGGAUGUUGAACUGGCGAAAUACGUUUUUUUUUCUCUCUUAGGGAGUCACAAAUCACAUUGAACCAAAAAACGUCCAGCAUUUUCUUCCAUUACAAGCGCAAUGAACAUUCCCAUACUGCUCCAGUGUCCUCACCAGCACUUCCUAAAAGGCCUUUUGAGAACACCUUUCCGACGUUACCACUUCGUCUUUCACCCAAGUCCUCACCUCGGCUCUGGAAUCCCAUGUGCUCAGCUGCUCAGUUCUCCUGGACUCCAUUGUGCAAAGUGGAUGCUGCCAUCGAAUGGUUUACCAAGAAAGUUAUGUCUGCAAACAACCUUAGAGGGACACACAGAAGGACUUUCUGAUAAAGAACAAAGACUUGUGGAUAAGCUCUAUGCUGGUUUAAUCCAAGGCCAAAGGGCCUGUUUAGCGGAGGCCAUAACUCUUGUAGAAUCAACACACAGCAGGAAAAAGGAGUUAGCCCAGGUGCUUCUUCAGAAAGUAUUAGCCCACCACAGAGAACAAGAAAAAUUAAAUAAAGGAAAACCACUAGCAUUUCGAGUAGGGUUGUCUGGGCCUCCUGGUGCUGGAAAAUCAACCUUCAUAGAAUAUUUUGGAAAAAUGCUCACUGAGAGAGGACACAAAUUAUCUGUGCUGGCUGUGGACCCUUCUUCUUGUACCAGUGGUGGAUCACUCUUGGGUGAUAAAACCCGAAUGACUGAGUUAUCUAGAGAUAUGAAUGCAUACAUCAGGCCAUCCCCUACUAGAGGCACUUUAGGAGGUGUGACGAGGACCACAAAUGAAGCUAUUCUUCUGUGCGAAGGAGGCGGAUAUGACAUCAUUCUUGUUGAAACUGUGGGUGUGGGACAGUCAGAGUUUGCUGUCACUGACAUGGUUGACAUGUUCAUUUUACUCCUACCGCCAGCAGGAGGAGAUGAAUUACAGGGCAUCAAAAGAGGAAUAGUGGAGAUGGCAGAUCUGGUGGCUAUCACCAAAUCCGACGGAGACUUGAUCGUGCCAGCUCGAAGGAUACAAGCAGAGUAUGUGAGUGCGCUGAAAUUACUGCGCAGGCGUUCAGGAGUGUGGAAACCAAAGGUAAUUCGUAUUUCUGCCCGAAGUGGAGAGGGGAUCACCGAAAUGUGGGAUAAAAUGAAAGAAUUCCGGGAGGUGAUGCUCGUCAGUGGGGAGCUGGCCGCCAAGCGGCAGAAGCAGCAAAAGGUCUGGAUGUGGAGCCUCAUCCAGGAGAAUGUGGUAGAGCAUUUCCGGACCCACCCCGCAGUCCGGGAACAGAUCCCUCUUCUGGAAGAGAGGGUUCUCAGUGGGGGCCUAUCCCCGGGACUAGCAGCAGACCUGUUGUUGAAAGCUUUUAAAAGCAGACACUAAUGAAGUGCAUCCUACACAGUGAUUUUAAUGUAUCUUUGAAUAAAGUAUUUUAAUAUUAAAAGUCA
Dama dama (fallow deer) is the source of this 1734-nucleotide messenger RNA. It is a transcript of the gene MMAA, whose product is annotated as metabolism of cobalamin associated A. Gene Ontology annotation, cellular component: cytoplasm. The transcript is spliced from 8 exons. The coding region runs from base 407 to 1669 and encodes 420 amino acids. NCBI's taxonomy places the organism in Eukaryota, Metazoa, Chordata, Mammalia, Artiodactyla, Cervidae. Gene Ontology annotation, molecular function: GTP binding; GTPase activity. The record is from RefSeq and is a predicted model, not a curated record.